Molecule: messenger RNA, 1992 nt
Organism: Gossypium raimondii (Peruvian cotton)
Lineage: Eukaryota; Viridiplantae; Streptophyta; Magnoliopsida; Malvales; Malvaceae
Product: aldo-keto reductase family 4 member C10
Exons: 3
Coding region: 622-1695 (357 amino acids)
Cellular component (GO): cytosol
Molecular function (GO): aldose reductase (NADPH) activity
Source: RefSeq, a predicted model, not a curated record
ACCUUUUGUCUUUUGUCUAAAAUAGAUAGACAGAUUCAUAAAUUUGAAUACUGUGUAUAUAAAAAAUAUGUUAUAAUUAUAUACACAUACUCCAGGCUACAAGUAAAAGAGUGCUGUUUUAUCUCUUGAGGGGGGUGUUUUAGUUUAUAAGUUUAUUUUGCUUCCCUGUGUUGCCAUUGUUGACCUUGAACCUCUCUUUUGAAGUUCUGCUGUAUCAUACGCUUUUUUUCCAUACACAUAGUAGGAAAAAAAGAAAAGUCCUUGGUAUUUGGUGGCUGUGGUCUGAAUUUUUUGAGGUUUGUUUAUUACUUUUCUUUUAAUAUAUAGUUUGAUUUCGGAUCAAUUGUAAUGGAUAAACAGCAGCUGAGUUCUUUUUUAGUAUUUGAAGUGAAGUCUUGGUUUUUUUAAUAAAGAAUGUUCUUUUAGUAUUCUUGCCGAUUUGGGUUGUCUUGUUUUUGAGAUUUUAGUAGUGGGUUUUUGGUUUGAUUUCCAUAUCUUACCGCAAUCCUUUGAAAUCGGGUUUUUUUCUCUUUGUUUGUUGGAAACUUUAGAGUUGAAAUCUUGCUCCCCCCUAACCCCCUUUUUUUAUUCUUGGUUGGUGGGUCAAGAAAAUCAAGGGAAAUGAAAGGGAAAACUGGGAAUUUCUUUGUGUUGAAUACUGGAGCUAAAAUUCCAGCCAUUGGGCUAGGAACAUGGCAGAGUGGAGGAGACCUCUGCGUUGAUGCUGUGAAAACAGCAUUGUCGGUCGGUUACCGCCAUAUAGAUUGUGCACAUCUUUAUGGCAAUGAGGUUGAAGUUGGGGAAGCUUUGGCUGAAGCCUUCAAAGGUUCUUUGAAAAGAGAAGAUGUUUUCUUAACCUCUAAGCUUUAUUGUACUAUGAAUUCAUUAAAUAAGAUUGAGAAUUAUGUUAAGGUGUCUCUUAAGAACCUUGGGGUCUCCUACUUGGAUCUUUAUUUGAUGCAUUGGCCUGAGAUCUCGGCUUUUGGAGAUGCAACCGAUCCUCCUUCAAAGUCAGGGAGCGAGCGUAGGCAGUUUUUGAGUCGGCUGAAGAAGGUGUGGAAGGCAAUGGAAGCGUUAGUCGAAUCGGGUUUGGUUAGAGCUAUUGGUGUAAGCAAUUUCAGUGUGCCUCAGAUCAAAGAACUGCUUAAAUUCACAAAAAUUGUACCUGCAGUUAACCAGGUGGAGUUGCAUCCUUUUUGGAGACAAGAUGAACUGGUGAAGUUUUGCCAAUCGAAAGGUAUCCAUGUGUCUGCUCACACACCUUUGGGAGUACCUACUUCAAGUCCCGGAGUGUCUGAUAGUGGAUCGGGUGGGGAAGAUGAACCUGGAACUCCUCGCAUUUCAUUUAGGAGGUCUCGAUCAGUACAUGGACCAAUGUUGAAAUUGUCAGUUGUUGGAGAGAUAGCAGAUAGGCACAAAAAGACACCCGAACAGGUAAUCCUACGGUGGGGUUUUCAAAGAGGAACCAGUGUUCUACCAUGUAGCUUAAAGCCUGACAGGAUAAAGCAAAAUAUCGACAUAUUCAAUUGGUCACUGUCAGACGAUGAAUGGAAACGGUUGAAUCAGAUUGAACCGCAGGUAUGUUUAUUUGGAGAUGGUCCUCUAAACAAUCUCUCAGGCAGAGGUCUGAUGUUCGGUAGCGGUCCCCUUCAAGCUGUGCACGAGAUAGAAGAUGAUGCAGAAUCCAACGCCUAAAUCCGUGCAAGCUUGUCAGUUUUUUUAAGAUAAAAAUGUCCCAUUUACAUUCAAUCCAUGUGGAUGGGCGGUUUAUUAUAUAAUUGAUGCUCCCCCAUUGUUUGCAAUACUUUUAGAGUUCAUGGAUGAUGAAUAGAAAGUCAAUGAAAGACAUUAUUAGUAUAAUAUGAGCGUAGUUAGUGACAGGGUUUUCCGUAUAAACAAAACAAAAAAGGUGUUUCAUAUAUUUCUGCAAGCGUGUCUUUGUAUGUAAACAUCAUGAAAUGUCAAUUAUCAAUGAUUUUUUUUUUCCGAAAA